This is a messenger RNA of Saxophila tyrrhenica, 1077 nucleotides long. RefSeq lists its product as uncharacterized. The transcript has 4 exons. Lineage: Eukaryota; Fungi; Ascomycota; Dothideomycetes; Mycosphaerellales; Extremaceae. The record is from RefSeq and is a predicted model, not a curated record. The coding region runs from base 1 to 1077 and encodes 358 amino acids.
AUGGUCGACAUGAGCACGACAAGCGCCGGUCUAGCAUGGGGCAUGCCAGUGAGGCCAGACCUUCUUGGCCAGGCCCUCGAAGCGUACGAAAAGUUCCUCCCAGUCUCGACCACGCUGCGACUAUGCCACUGUUUCGGCAAAGGGACGAACAUGAACAUCAACAAGCUGCCGAUUGAGCUCCUAUCUGCUAUUGAAGACGUCCUUUUUCACGACCUACACCUGAAGAAGUCGACAUGGAUCGAGUCGUUCAAACAUUUCGAGCAUCGAUGCGAGCCUUCGGACCAUCCCAUAGCGGCUAGCGAGGCGGAGUUCUGUGCUAUGGAGGAAGGCCCGCACCGUUGCGAGGACUGCGACGAAGAUGAACCGGGGUCUCCGUGCAGUGGGUGUGGAUGUUACCACGGACCCUAUGAGGACCACGACUGCGAAGACUGCAAAAAGGUCCACCACGAAGUGGUCAAUGACAUUCUGAUGGAACGCAUUGACUGGUACCUUGAAGAAUGUCCCGAGCUGGCUGACGGUUGGGAGACUCUGAUCUCUCAAAGGGUGAAUGGCAACUUCGCCAAGUACGAUCAGAUUUUGUACAAGCAUUUCGGCCUCGCGGCCUACUUUGCAAGGACCCGCAUUACGGACGAGGAGCUGAAGAAGUGGCCGGAGGAUAACAAUCACGACCUGCAUUAUGGAGAGCCGCUUCAGACCACCACCUGCUUCAUCACUCUCCCACGGCAAGCCGGAGAGUCUCUGUCUUACGGCAUCACAGAGGUUGAAGGUUCCAAUGGCUUCGCGGAUGUCGCCGCUGCUCAGUCAUUACUUGUCGACUUACCAAUACUUCGCAACAAGGAGCAGACCUCAAAACAGUUCCAUCGUCUGCUUCGCACCUUGGAACUGCAGCCGUACGUACACGAAAGCCAACUUCGCAGUCGCAUUUCUGCACAGACGGUGCCGAUCACGAAGGUCACGGGCGGCACCAAAGACAGCUCGCAAGACGUCAACAAGAGCCGCAACAAAGCAGCGUUCGACAAGAUGGAGUGGCCACAACUUGUGAUGCUUGUACAGACCAGCUUCCAAUGGCCGGACUAA